UGCAAACUGCGUGUCAAGCUGGAUGGUGCUAUAAAUACAAGUCCCUGCUACUCGAUUCUCUUCUCAACAUAGCAAAACAAAACCAAACACCAUGAAAAUCCAGCACUCAUCUUCUCUCUACUACUCACUCAUUCUUCUCUUCUUAGCUACUACUACUAUCCUAGUAUCACCUUCGCAUGGAGCUUUGGGAAAAUGCAGUCUUAGUGACUACAAAGCUCUUAUGAAUUUUAAGAAAUCUCUAAGCCCUUACGAGUCUUCUUGGGAGUUUUCUUCAUGGGUUCAAAAUACAGAUUGCUGUGACUGGCAUGGAGUCACCUGUGAUGAGAAAACCAACCGUGUAGAAGGACUCGACAUCUCCGCAAGUGAUACCUCUGGCCAAAUUCCGUCCUCAGUAGGUGACCUUCCUUACCUCGUAUCUUUUGCUUUCAGUAACUCCAAAAAUGUCACUGGUUCAAUCCCGCAGUCUAUCACAAAGUUAAAGCAUCUCAGAACGCUAGCACUCGGCUCUUUGAGUCUUUCCGGGCCGGUUCCGAACUUCCUUAACCAACUCAGUGCUCUAACUUACCUCGAUCUCUCAUACAAUCAGUUCUCUGGUUCCAUUCCUCCCAGUCUCUCUGACCUUAAUAAUAUCGAAACUAUCCAUCUCGGCGGGAACAAACUCACGGGUUCAAUCCCGGAGUCAUUCGGGAGAUUCACUGGUAUGGAUAGCCUUCAGUUGUCUGGCAAUAAACUCACUGGUCCGAUCCCGAAAUCUGUAGGAGCUUUGAAUAUUCGCUAUAUUGACUUGUCAAGGAACAAACUUGUCGGAGAUGCAUCCAUGCUCUUUAAUCCUAACCAUGGUUUGACUUCCCACAUGGAUUUGUCGCGGAACCAGUUUGAGUUCGAUCUGUCAAAGGUUGAGUUUCCAAAGGAUUUAAAUUGGUUGGAUAUAUCAUAUAACAAAAUCUUUGGUGGAAUCCCCAAAGAGAUUCAGAGUUUGGAUAAUUUGUAUAAGUUGAAGGUGGGUUACAACAAGUUGUGUGGUAAAAUACCAGCUGGAGGGAUCAUGCAGCGUUUCAAAAGCACUUCUUUUAUUCAUAACAAGUGUCUGUGCGGCUCACCGUUGAGAAGCUGUUAGAGAAAGUGAUGGGAAUAACAUUUUGAAGAUCUUGUAAGAGAUAGGGGUCUUGUAAUAUCUAUCUCGAUCAAUUAGGGGUUAAUCGAGUAUUUUAUGUUGUUGUUAGUGAUCUACCGCUUAAUGUAUCUGUUAGUUUAAUAGUCUCGUUUUGCUAAUAUUUGCUAAUAUAAGUAUUACUGUUAACUUCAUUAAACCUUGUAAUGUACUUAUCAGAGAGGAAUCCUCCAAUUAACGCAGGCGCACAAGAUACAGUGGUUGAAGAUGUUGCAAAAUCCAUGAGCAAAAAAAGACGCGUGAUUUACAGUUAUGAUUUUAAAUUCAAAGAUAUUCCAGAU
Messenger RNA from Papaver somniferum (opium poppy), 1452 nucleotides. RefSeq names its product polygalacturonase inhibitor-like. Bases 92 to 1117 code for a protein of 341 amino acids. The transcript has a single exon. Gene Ontology annotation, molecular function: protein binding. NCBI's taxonomy places the organism in Eukaryota, Viridiplantae, Streptophyta, Magnoliopsida, Ranunculales, Papaveraceae. The record is from RefSeq and is a predicted model, not a curated record.